Molecule: messenger RNA, 1755 nt
Organism: Paramecium tetraurelia
Lineage: Eukaryota; Ciliophora; Oligohymenophorea; Peniculida; Parameciidae
Exons: 2
Molecular function (GO): protein binding
Source: RefSeq, a predicted model, not a curated record
AUGAGUGCUGUCGAUUUAAAUUUAGAGAGAGACUAGUAUAAGGAUUUGCUAAAAUGUAUCAAAGAUGAAUCUUAAUAAAAUGCUUUGAGAUAUUAAAGUAACUCUCAAUAUAAGUACGAAAAGAGAAGAAAGGAAAAAAAUGAAUCUGAUCAUAAAGUAUAGUUAGUCCUCCCCAGCAUCGAAAGCAGUUCUUUGGAAGACAUUUCAUAACAUUUUCAUUCGAUAAGGAGAAUAUAAGCAGGAGCAUAACAUUAAUUGCUGGCAAAUAAAUCCUAGCAAAAGUUUAUACAGUAGAGUUUUAUGGAACUUGAAUAAUCAAAAAUGUCUUAGACAGUCAGAGAUAUAACAAUAACUGAGAAAAAAUAUUAAUGCAAUCAACGUAAGGUUCCGCAUAGAGAACCAUUGACCUUGAAAUAUUUGGAGAAAUAAUUAGGGAUUUGCAGCACCCCAGAAAAACAACUAUUGCCAUAGAUCUAAAAUAAGCAUCAAUCAAAAAGGAAAAUUACAGAAGAUGAAGUACAACAAGAUUAAUCAAUUUUAACCUUUUUUGAGGAAACUCUUAAUUCAUAUUCUUAUGCAAUCCCCAGUAGAAGAGAAUCAACUUAGAUAGGCAUAGUUAGAGAUAGAAUGUAUGUCUAUGGAGGAAUGAGUGGAGCAGGAAUUACUAAUGAGAUCUGGUGGUUUGAUUUAAAAAGGUAAGAGUGGUUUAAUUUUUGUUCCGAUAUCUAAUUAUUUAUUACUAAUCAUUCGAUGGUAGUCUGGAAAAAUUUUUUAGUUUUGUUUGGAGGAUCAGGAUACUAUGAUCAUAAAAUGAAAAUCAGAGAGGUCUUCUCAAAAAUAGCAUCCUUUAAUACUUUGACUAAUCAAUGGACUAUUUCAUUAGAGUCUGUUGAACCAAGGAGAGAACACAAAGCAUCCGUUCUAUUUGGAAAAUUGAUGGUUGUAACAGGGGGAAUUGAUUCAGCAGAGAAGCUAUUAAAUGACACACUAGUGUAUUCUUUGGAGUCAAAGAGAUGGACAGGUUAAAAGAUAUUAUUUGAAGAGGGAAUUGCAUAGCAUGCCUAAUGCACAGCUUAUGAUUAUAAAAGAAAUAUUGAAACAGUAUAUAUCUACGGAGGAUAAACUGCUAAACUUGGUUCAUUUCCUUUAAUGAGAAUGCUGUUUUUUGGGCCUCAUCCAAUUGGAUGGGAGAAAGUAUAAACAGUAGGAUAGGCACCAGAUAGUAGAUAUAAUCAUACUAUGGAAAGUGUUGGAGAGUACUUAAUUUUACUUGGAGGAAGAUCGCAAGAAAAAAAAGAGUAUUAAAAUGAUAUAUUUAUCUUAAAUCUACAAACAAGUGUUUGGAGCAUAGCGUAGAGAUAAGGUUUACAAACAAAAAGAUGGAGCCAUGCAAGCUGUGUGAAUGGAACAAAUAUUUUAUGUUUUGGUGGAAUUGGAGAAACCACUUAUUUGCCACCUCACAUUUACUAAAUUGAAACUGAUACUUUAAAAAUCAAAGGAAAGAUAGUUGUAGUUAAACCUCUAAGUGUCAUUAAUGAAGAACACACUAACAAUAAUCAUCAUAUGAUAAUUACUAGAGAACACGAUUUCGAUAUGAAAAAGCCGUGCAAAUUAGAAAAAUUUAGAAAAGCACGCAAAAUGUAUGAAACAAUUGUUACUUAUUUACCUCUUCCAUAACUUAAAACACCUAAGAUGAGAUAUGAUAUUUUGAUUCAUUUUGUUAAGACGAUAUUGAGGCAAAUCGGUUACAUUUGA